GUAAAAAUUCAUCAAUUUAUAUUCAAACUCAGAAUUCAUAAUUCAUAAUUACUGACUAUUUUUACUGUAAAAAUAGGUAUAAUUUUAUGCAAAUGAGGUCUAUGACGUCAUAUAUUCCAAAAAUAAGUGUAAAAUAUAAUUUAAUAAGUUGGAGUGAAGUUGACUAACAAGGUGAAGCACAGAAAUUGGUGAUAAUUUUAUGCCACAUGCUUUAUAUCAGUCAAUCAAAUUCGGGUCAAUAUGACCCGCGAAUACCAGAGGUGUUAUUAUUUGCUGCCAUUCAAAAAUUAGAAAUGGUUUCAAAAAAAUUUUUUCACAGAACUUUGAUGUAUACCACUCUGUAAAAAUUCAUCAAUUUAUAUUCAAACUCAGAAUUCAUAAUUCAUAAUUACUGACUAUUUUUACUGUAAAAAUAGGUAUAAUUUUAUGCAAAUGAGGUCUAUGACGUCAUAUAUUCCAAAAAUAAGUGUAAAAUAUAAUUUAAUAAGUUGGAGUGAAGUUGACUAACAAGAUGAAACACAGAAAUUGGUGAUAAUUUUAUGCCACAUGCUUUAUAUCAGUCAAUCAAAAUCGGGUCAAUAUGACCCGCGAAUACCAGAGUUGUUAUUAAUAUCGAGGAGAGCAAGAGGGUUAACUAAACUCCAUAAUUGCCUUAAAGACAUAAAAACUUGGAUGAGCACCAAUUUCCUGAUGUUAAAUUCAGACAAAACUGAAGUUAUUGUUCUUGGCCCCAAACAACUCAGAGACUCUUUAUCUGAUGACAUAGUUUCUCUAGAUGGCAUUGCUCUGGCCCCUGCCACUACCGUAAGAAACCUCGGAGUAACAUUUGAUCAAGAUUUGUCUUUUAAUUCUCAUUUAAAGCAAACCUCACGGACUGCAUUUUUUCAUCUGCGUAAUAUUGCGAAAAUUAGGCCUAUCCUGACCCGAAAAGAUGCAGAAAAAUUGGUCCACGCUUUUGUUACCUCAAGGCUGGAUUAUUGUAACUCUCUAUUAUCAGGUAGCUCUAGUAAGUCCUUAAAAACUCUCCAGCUAAUUCAGAAUGCAGCAGCACGUGUACUAACAGGAACUAAGAAACGCGAUCAUAUCUCUCCUGUUUUAGCUUCUCUGCACUGGCUCCCUGUAAAAUCCAGAAUUGAAUUUAAAAUCCUACUGUUAACUUAUAAAGCUCUAAAUGGUCAAGCUCCAUCAUAUCUUAGAGAGCUCAUAGUGCCAUAUUAUCCCACCAGAACACUGCGUUCUGAGAACGCAGGGUUACUCGUGGUCCCUAAAGUCUCCAAAAGUAGAUCAGGAGCCAGAGCCUUUAGCUAUCAGGCUCCUCUCCUGUGGAAUCAUCUUCCUGUUACGGUCCGGGAGGCAGACACCGUCUCCACAUUUAAGACUAGACUUAAGACUUUCCUCUUUGAUAAAGCUUAUAGUUAGGGCUGGCUCAGGCUUGUCCUGUACCAGCCCUUAGUUAGGCUGACUUAGGCCUAGUCUGCCGGAG
Epinephelus fuscoguttatus (brown-marbled grouper) is the source of this 1483-nucleotide messenger RNA. RefSeq lists its product as uncharacterized. Bases 547 to 1419 code for a protein of 290 amino acids. The record is from RefSeq and is a predicted model, not a curated record. The transcript has a single exon. NCBI's taxonomy places the organism in Eukaryota, Metazoa, Chordata, Actinopteri, Perciformes, Serranidae.